AUGUAUUUAUCAAUAGGUAUUAGACCAGACAUUACAUUUGCAGUAAACAAAGCCAGUCAAUAUUUGGAAAAAUCCAAUAAAAUCCACUGGAAUGCUGUAAAGAGAAUUUUCAAAUACUUAAAAAGAAUAACAAAACAUGGUAUUCUUUCUUCAACCGAACAGAGUAAUCAUAUUAAAGCAUUCAGUGAUGCAGAUUAUGCUGGAGACACUGAAACCAGAAAAUCCACUACUGGUUUUGUAUUAAAACUAGAUGAUUCUGCUUGGGAGUCAACACGACAACGAACAGUAGCUCUAUCGAUUAUUGAGGCCGAAUACAUAGCAGCCAGUCAAACUGUAAAAGAGAUCAUAAAAAGUCUGAUCAAUGAUCUAGCUAUGUUCAAGGAUCCUACAACUCUACGACUUUUUACGUGGAUAAUUUGA
Molecule: messenger RNA, 420 nt
Organism: Apis cerana (Asiatic honeybee)
Lineage: Eukaryota; Metazoa; Arthropoda; Insecta; Hymenoptera; Apidae
Source: RefSeq, a predicted model, not a curated record